This is a messenger RNA of Glycine soja, 1924 nucleotides long. RefSeq names its product SWI/SNF complex subunit SWI3A-like. NCBI's taxonomy places the organism in Eukaryota, Viridiplantae, Streptophyta, Magnoliopsida, Fabales, Fabaceae. The transcript has 7 exons. The record is from RefSeq and is a predicted model, not a curated record. Gene Ontology annotation, molecular function: protein binding. The coding region runs from base 65 to 1648 and encodes 527 amino acids.
UUUUCCAGUUAUCUUUUUCAUUCGGAACAAAACCUAGUCUUGUCCCCGGUGAGGAAAGAGCGGCAUGGAAGUAGCGAAAGACCCUAACUCACAGGCGGAUUCAGAUUCGGAACUGGAACUCUAUACCAUCCCAAGCUCUUCAAGAUGGUUCGCGUGGGAAGAAAUUCACGAAACGGAGAGAGCAGCAUUCAAGGAAUACUUCGACGGAAGCUCGAUAUCGCGAAGCCCGAAGAUAUACAAAGAGUACCGAGACUUCAUCAUCAACAAGUACAGAGAAGAGCCCUCCAGAAGGCUCACAUUCAGCGAGGUUCGAAAGUCGCUCGUGGGAGACGUGACGUUUCUUCACAAGGUCUUCCUCUUCUUGGAGCAUUGGGCCUUGAUCAACUACGGCACCGCAGAGGAUGUGGAGGAGGACCAUUGCAAGGUUCGCUUCGAAGAAGGCGCCCCCAGUGGGAUUCGAGUCGCCGCCACGCCCAAUUCCUUGAAGCCUAUGCUGCUGCCUCGCAAUGGGAAGAGUGCCGCCAAUGCCACUGGGGCUUCUCUCAAAUUGCCGCCUCUGGCCUCUUACUCUGAUGUUUAUGGUGAUUUGAUUAGGCAGAAAGAGGGCAACUGUGGCCUCUGCGCUCACCAAUGUGGUUCUGGACAUUACCGAUGUACACAGGAUAAUUUUAUUAUUUGUGCAAAUUGUUUCAAAAGUGGGAAUUAUGGGGAGAAAAGGUCCGCAGAGGAUUUUGUAUUUAGUGAGUCAAGUGAAAAUAGUGUCAAACAUGACACUGUCUGGACUGAGGCUGAAACUCUUCUCCUUUUAGAAUCUGUUUUGAAGCAUGGGGAUGAUUGGGAGCUUGUUGCUCAAAGUGUUCAAACCAAGACCAAACUUGAUUGUAUCUCGAAACUCAUUGAGCUGCCCUUUGGGGAGCUCAUGUUGGGCCCUACUCACAAAAAUGUUAACAUUAACGGUGCUAAUGGCAUCAUGAACAAUGCCAAACAAGUUCAAUCAUCUUCAUCUGACAACCAAGAAAUUUCAAAGACAAAGGACCAGACUCCUGAGCUUACAAAUGAAAAUGAGCAGAACGGAGAUGCAGUGAAGGAAAGUCCUUCAAAAAGACAGCGUGUUGCUGCCCUUUCAGAUUCCAGCAGUUUGCUAAUGAAUCAGGUGGGACUGAUCUCUAAUGUGGUUGACCCUCAUAUCACAGCUGCUGCAGCUGAUGCAGCUGUUUCAGCUCUUUGUGAUGAGGAUUUGUGUCCAAGGGAGAUAUUUGAUGUUGAAGAGGAUUAUUCAGCAAGAGCUCUUGAGGGUGAAGAAGGUUUAGAGAUGGAGAGGUCCUCUCUAUCAGAAAUACCUUUGACACUGCGUGUAAGAGCUGCCACUGCAACUGCUCUUGGAGCUGCUGCUGCACGAGCAAAAUUGUUGGCAGAUCAGGAAGACAGAGAGAUUGAACAUUUAGUAGCAACUAUAAUUGAAGCACAGAUUGAGAAAAUGCUACGCAAGGUUAAACAUUUUGACAAUCUGGAGCUGUUGAUGGAAAAGGAACACGCUGAAAUGGAAAAUCUAAAAGAUUCUAUCUUGACUGAACGGAUUGAUGUGUUGCGGAGAACAUUUAGAUCUGGAGUCACUAGAUGGAAGGAUUAUUCUUAUGCAAAAUCUUAGACCAGUUUGUAUGCAUGUGUAUAGUAAGAUUACUGUUCACUGUUAUUUUACAUCAGGGCCAAUGAAGUACUGUAACAUUUAUUAUUUAUUAUAACCAUAUAAUCCAGUGAUCAGCUAACGGCUUUUAGAAGGUUAUAUCUUAGAUACUAUCUAAACCUUUUUGGGUAGCUAUGUGCUGUUGGAUACUUUUAAUUUUGGCUUUUGAAUGGAUUCUAUAAAUUCAUGUAACUUGUAAUGUAUUAAAUUGUACAAAAUUCAAUUUCUUUCAUUUAUAAA